CAAGACGCCAUGGGGAACCUUUCUCAAGUAUCACAUGUUAAAGGUUUCGAUCCCUCACAAAAAACGAGUGAUGAAGAAGCACCUAAGUGGGUUACUCCAGUAUCAUCCUUCAAGCCUGUAGAUUGGAGAACACCCACUCUCAAAGAUAUGGAAUUACAUGACGACCGGGUGAACGACGAUGAUUACUCAUUAGUGUUUGUCCAUGAGGAUUCAUGGGCUAAACUGAUUCAUUGGUGCUCAACUACCAAACAGCACCUUAAAAUUGGACCUUCUAUGUACACAACUGAGUUAGCAGAACGUAUUAUGGGACCUGCAGUGUGGCUGCAAAAUCAAGAAAUUGAUGCUGUGCUCUUCUUAUUUCGCGAGAGGACUUCUUUGAGACGAUGGAACCCGUCCAAAGUAGCUUUCAUGAGCUGCAUAUUCAGUAAUCAAAUGAAGAAUUCUUACACUGAGUUCAAGAAAGACAAAAAAAAUUCAGGGUAGAAGGACUGCUCCAUCAGUACGGAAUUGGUGAACUUCCUUCACACGGCCGAACAAGACUAAUGUGGGAUCUUGAUGUCAAUCGUAUGUAUGUGCCUCUUCUUGUGCACGGUAACCACUGGAUCUCUAUGUGUGUCAACUUUGUUACUCGUUCCAUAGAAGUUUUUGACUGUGCGGGACUGAAACACAACAAGGACUUGGAGCCAUUUGCACAUCUCAUCCCAAGAAUUGUCAAAGCCGUGCAGUCUUCAGAGAAGAGGGGAUUAACCGUUAAGCCCUAUGAUGUCACUUACGCUCCAAUGCCCUGCUUCCUAAAUAAGACUAGCAGCGAUUGUGGAGUAUAUGCGUUGAAGCACAUUGAAGCACAUCUUCUAGGCAUGGACUUAACGUUGGUGAAUGACGACAACAUUCGUGAAGCUCGCCAGAAGAUUGCUUAUGACUUAUGGGAAGCUGCUAAUGAUCCUGAGCUUAUUUCGAGAAUGGGAAAGUACGUUCCUCCGAAGGCUAUAGCUUCUCCUACGGUUGAGAUUUUAUAAUGCUAUUUUCACUAUGUCUUGUUCACCAAGUAGGUUGAUAUUGACUCUUUUAGUUACUCUUAUAUGACUCGUAACUAGCAUUGGUUUGGAUCUCUUAUUUAGCAUUUGAAUCUAUUAUUUACCAUUGCAUU
Messenger RNA from Brassica napus (rape), 1147 nucleotides. RefSeq lists its product as uncharacterized. The transcript is spliced from 3 exons. Bases 10 to 483 code for a protein of 157 amino acids. The record is from RefSeq and is a predicted model, not a curated record. Lineage: Eukaryota; Viridiplantae; Streptophyta; Magnoliopsida; Brassicales; Brassicaceae.